Molecule: messenger RNA, 294 nt
Organism: Fusarium venenatum
Lineage: Eukaryota; Fungi; Ascomycota; Sordariomycetes; Hypocreales; Nectriaceae
Source: RefSeq, a predicted model, not a curated record
AUGUCUAUCAUCACUUCUUCACGUCACCGUCACCGUCAACGAGUAUCGCGAUCAUCAGGCUUCUCAUUGUAUUGGUCCCUGGCAUCGAGGUCAGUCUGCUCCCUACGCUUUCACCUUCAGUCUCUCUUCGCUGAUGCCAAAGUUUUUAAGAGACUUCGCCGCAAAUUCCACGAGAUCCACUUGUCUGGGCUCUCCAGUGAUAGCAAGACUGCUGGCAUUGAGCGUAAUAUCGCUCUUAUUAUCCGUGAUUGCCGACUCAAGCGGCGCAUCCUUACAGAGUGGAGGCUCGAUUAG